Molecule: messenger RNA, 3846 nt
Organism: Carassius auratus (goldfish)
Lineage: Eukaryota; Metazoa; Chordata; Actinopteri; Cypriniformes; Cyprinidae
Product: protein zyg-11 homolog
Exons: 16
Coding region: 354-2573 (739 amino acids)
Cellular component (GO): Cul2-RING ubiquitin ligase complex
Molecular function (GO): protein binding
Source: RefSeq, a predicted model, not a curated record
AUCCGUUUCCCGUGUGACGACCUUGUUUACUUGUCAAGACAUCGCUGCGCUUUCCUCCCGUCGAUAUAAAACCCGUCAGAACGACUGACAGCACGUUGUGACCGGAGCACAUAUGAUCGCUUCGACAACAAUGCAAACGAGGAGCAGAAACUACAGUGGACUGAUAGCGGCCCGUGCACUUUUGAUCGCCAACAAGUAGGAUCCGCAAAUGUUUGAAGACAGAUGUGUGAAGGCUAACUAACAGGCUAAGAAGCUAAGAGCAUUUGAUCUCCACCGCAACCCACCGGCCAUUAUCCGCAGAAUACGAGCGUUUCUGUCGUUUUGAGGCCGUUAGGAUCCAUCUCUCUGAGACCAUGGACGAGGCAUCCCCGCCGUCUCUGACUGAUCUGUGCAUGACUCUGGUGAGCUCCAGGCUGGAGCUCUUCUGUGAGAUGCGUGAUGACGGCUCGCUCUCCUUCCGUGAACCGCUGGUCUUCCCGCAGGAGCUGGCCGACCAACUGCUCUGCAAGAUGUCCACCGAGGGCCUGUUGAAUGACAGCACAGUGGGGAUCUUCCGAAGCUGCCAGCAGUUCCGGUUACGUCACGCCAGCAUCCGCACCGCCCGAAUCUCCGCCGAGGCCUUCCAGCGUGCCUUCUGCCAGCACCGCCUCGUGGAGCUAGAUGCUUCACGGGUCAACGCCGACCUCACCAUUGCUGACAUCCUUCGAGGUUUGUCCUCCAAUAAAACCUUGCAGGAGAGUCUGCAGCGGCUCGUGCUGAGCGGCCUGACCAUGUCUUCUCUGGAGGAGCCCAGCUGUCGUUGUUUCAGUGCCAUGCAGGGGUUGCGUGCACUCAGCGUGUCCAGUGUGGACUUCUACGACUCGGGCUUGGUGGACGUGUGCACGCUGCCUCGUCUGGAGAGUUUGGAUAUCUCCAACACCUCGGUGACGAACCUGACCCCGCUCCUGGGCUUGAGAAGCAGGCUACGCUACCUCACCAUGCACCAGCUCAAGAGGCUGGAGAUGACCACCGCUCAACUGCUAGCUGUGCUCAGUCAGCUGGAGGGUUUACAGCACCUUGAUAUCUCCGACGAUAAGCAGUUCACAUCCGACGUGGCGCGGCAGCUCCUGGAGACCCCUGGCAUCCUGCCCCAGCUGGUGUCUCUGGAUGUUUCGGGCCGCAAGCAGGUGACUGAUGCAGCGGUCAGGGCUUUCGUGGAGGCGAGACCGGGCAUGACCUUCGUUGGUCUUCUUGCCACCGAUGCCGGAUUCUCUGACUUCCUGUCUGGAGAGGGCAGCUUAAAGGUCACUGGAGAGGCCAAUGAGACUCAGAUCUGUGAGGCAUUGAGAAGAUACAGUGAGAGAGAGGGGUUUGUCAGAGAAGCUCUCUUCCACCUCUUCAGCCUCACUCACGCCAUUGAGAAACCACGACCUGACAUCCUGAAGUUGGUAGCAUUAGGGAUGAAGAAUCAUCCGGCUACGCUGAACGUGCAGCUGGCAGCCAGCGCCUGUGUGUUCAACCUCACCAAACAGGAACUGGCCUUUGGCAUCCCUGUGCGACUCCUGGGGAACGUCACACAGCUGCUACUCGAAGCCAUGAAGACCUUCCCCAACCACCAGCAGUUGCAGAAGAACUGCCUGCUGUCUCUAUGCAGCGAUCGAAUCUUGCAGGAAGUUCCCUUCAACAGGUUCGAAGCUGCCAAGCUGGUCAUGCAGUGGCUGUGUAACCACGAGGAUCAGAACAUGCAGAGGAUGGCUGUGGCUAUUAUCUCCAUCCUUGCUGCCAAGUUGUCCACUGAGCAAACUGCACAAUUAGGAGCUGAGCUUUUUAUCGUAAAGCAACUCCUGCACAUUGUGCGGCAGAAAACGUGUCAGGGUAUCGUGGACGCCACGUUGAAGUUCACCCUCAGUGCUCUGUGGAACCUCACGGAUGAAUCUCCUACCACCUGCAGACACUUCAUAGAGAACCAGGGACUAGAGCUCUUCAUCAAAGUACUCGAGUCCUUUCCAUCAGAAUCAUCCAUUCAGCAGAAGGUCCUGGGAUUACUGAAUAAUAUCGCCGAGGUUGGGGAGUUGCACGGUGAGCUGAUGGUUCAGAGUUUCCUGGAUCACAUCCGCUCUCUGCUGAACAGUCCAGAGGUGGAGGUCAGUUAUUUCGCCGCGGGUAUCCUGGCCCACCUCACCUCACGGGGCGAGAAGGUGUGGACCCUCGAGCUGUCACUCAGGACCACGCUGCUGGAGCAACUGCAUUCUGCGAUUCUGAAGUGGCCGACGCCAGAAUGUGAGAUGGUAGCGUACAGGUCGUUCAACCCAUUCUUCCCUUUACUGGAGUGCUUCCAGGCCCCAGGAGUCCAGCUGUGGGCCGCAUGGGCCAUGCAGCACGUCUGCAGCAAAAAUGCGGGCCGGUACUGCAGCAUGUUACUGGAGGAGGGAGGACUGCAGCAUCUAGAGGUCGUGAGGUCACAUCCCAAAACCCACGGCGACGUGCUCCGAUUGGUUGAGAGCAUCCUUGACAGUUUACAUCACCACCGAGCGCGCACAGGAUACACAGGACCGCCCACAGCACACACACAUAAGGAGGAAAAUGUUCCAUGACGAGCUCGGUGGCCUCCGGAAGCUUUUUGUGUGUGUAUGUGUUCACUCGUGCCCAUCCGUAUGACAACGAGGCUCUGCUGCUCUUCUGUUAGGAGGAACGUGGGAUGAGUUACCUUGCAUAUGUUUGCACACGACGGAAUCCGUUAUUUAUUUGACAUAAGAAAUAAAGUCUCCGUGAUCUGAGGAAAUGUUUAUUUAGACGGGCAGCAGCUCAGAGAGUGUUUAUGUUCAAAUGUUGGACGUCUGUGAGAGUUAAUUUGUGUGUGCAUGUGUCUAUUAAGAGCAUGUGCAUCAGAUUGUGUAUGCAUAUUCGGAUUUUGGAAGCAAAUCCUUAGGGAAUUUCAUUUAUUUGACAAAUUUCUGUUCAUGUUGGGCAUAAAAUGCAAUAAUAUAAAGACACAAUGGAUAAAGUUGUGUUUCAUGGAAACACAUGAACCGUUUAGUAACUUUCAGUGUGGAAUGUGUUAAACUGCAUGUGUGAGAGAGAGAGAGAGAGAGAGAAAAGUGUGUGAUCUGUGUGUACAAACGACAGCACCAGAGCUUUAGUGAUGAAAUAUAUUUUUAUAGACUGAAUAAAAAAGGGGGCAGAUGACAAUGUUUAUGAUGUUGUGUUGCAUGCAAAGUAUUAUGAUCCUACGGAAGCCCGUUACCACCACUGGAUAAAAAAUUAAAAAAGAUAAUUGCGACUUUUUACUGUCUUUUUUUUCUCUCAGGAUUGCGAGUUUAUAUCACGAUAUUGUGACUUUAUAACAAUUUUGACUUUGAUGGGGGGGGGAAAGCCAGAAUUACCUUGCUUUAUUUUUUAUUUAGUGGUGGAAAUGGGCUUCCAUAAGAUCCAGAUUUGAGUUUGUUUAAAAAAAAAAAAUGGUACUAAGUGGACUGAACGUGUCGGCUCAGAGGAAAGAUUCCUCAAGAAGCCGGAGCUCUUCAGAAGUAAAGUAAACUGAUGGAGAUGAAUAAAAUCUGAGCUUUUGCCUUUGUGGGAAUAUGUCAAUAAAUGGAUUGUUGCCUCAUAAACCACGCUGGGAAAUCUCGAACGUAGACGUUACAAAUGGAUGCGGAUAAACAGCAACUUGUAAAAAAGUCAAGAGAAGAACUUUGUUUUGAUCGUGGCAUCUUUGGAGCACUGGUGAUUUGCCAAAAGUCACUGGAUUUGCCUUUUUGCGAAACGUACUUGCAUUGAACUUUAAGUUUGAUUUAACUUAACACCAAUGAAGCUGCAGCAGGUUCAACUUGUCUUGUUUGAAAUUGCAAUAAAAAAAUAAUAUAUAUA